CCCGCGCCCACCUCGGCGUCUUUGCGCUCCGCAGCGGCGCGCCUCGCCGGGCGCCCCCGCCAGUCCUGCCGGAAGAUGGUCAACGACCGGUGGAAGACCAUGGGCGGCGCUUCCCAACUUGAGGACCGGCCGCGUGACAAGCCGCAGCUCUCUCUUCCUGAGUCUGCACGGCAGACACCCACGUGUGGGGCAGGGCGUGUCAUUAUUGCCUCCACUUUACAGUGGCCAAGCUGCGGCUACGUGCUGUGCACGGUGCUGCUCUCGCUGGCGGUGCUGCUGGCCGUGGCCGUCACGGGCGCCGUGCUCUUCCUGAACCACACCCACGUGCCAGGCACGGCGCCCCCGCCCGUCGUCAGCACCGGGCCCGCAGGUGCCAACAGCGCCCUGGUCACCGUGGAGAGGGCCGACAGCUCUCGCCUCAGCAUUCUCAUCGACCCGCGCUGCCCCGACCCCGCCGACGGCUUCGCCCGCCUGGAGGGCGCCCAGGCCUCCGUGCUGCAGGCCCUGGCGGAGCUUCAGGCCCAGCCGAGGCUGGCAGGCGAGCGGGAGCGGGAGCUUCUGGACACCCUGGUGGACCAGCUGCCCCGGCUGCUGGCCCGGGCCUCGGAGCUGCAGGCAGAGUGUGUGGGGCUGCGGAAGGGCCUCGGCGUGCUGGGCCAGGGGCUCGGCGCCCUGCAGAGCGAGCAGGGCCGCCUCAUCCAGCUUUUCUCCGAGAGUCAAGGCCACAUGGCUCACCUGGUGAACUCGGUCAGUGACGUACUAGACGCCCUGCAGAGGGACCGGGGGCUGGGCCGGCCCCGCGUCAAGGCUGACCUUCAGAGGGCGCCUGCCAGGGGAUUGCGGCCCCGGGGCUGCGCCAGCGGCUCUCCGCCACGCGACUGCCUGGACGUGCUCCUGAGCGGACAGCAGGAGGAUGGCAUUUACUCAGUCUUCCCCACACACUACCCUGCCGGCUUCCAGGUCUACUGUGACAUGCGCACAGACGGCGGCGGCUGGACGGUGUUUCAGCGCCGGGAGGACGGCUCCGUGAACUUCUUCCGAGGCUGGGAAGCGUACCGGGAUGGCUUCGGCAAGCUCACGGGGGAGCACUGGCUAGGGCUCAGGAGGAUCCACGCUCUGACCACGCAGGCCGCCUACGAGCUCCACGUGGACCUCGAGGACUUCGAGAACGGCACGGCCUACGCCCGCUACGGGAGCUUUGGCGUGGGCUUGUUCUCCGUGGACCCGGAGGAAGACGGCUACCCGCUCACCGUGGCCGACUACUCGGGCACUGCAGGGGACUCCCUCCUGAAGCACAGCGGCAUGAGGUUCACCACCAAGGACCGCGACGGUGACCACUCAGAGAACAACUGCGCGGCCUUCUACCGCGGCGCCUGGUGGUACCGCAACUGCCACACGUCCAACCUGAACGGGCAGUACCUGCGGGGCGCGCACGCCUCCUACGCCGACGGCAUCGAGUGGUCCUCCUGGACCGGCUGGCAGUACUCGCUCAAGUUCUCCGAGAUGAAGAUCCGGCCGGUCCGCGAGGACCGCUAG
Messenger RNA from Panthera uncia (snow leopard), 1536 nucleotides. RefSeq names its product fibrinogen C domain containing 1 (gene FIBCD1). Bases 76 to 1536 code for a protein of 486 amino acids. The record is from RefSeq and is a predicted model, not a curated record. Lineage: Eukaryota; Metazoa; Chordata; Mammalia; Carnivora; Felidae. The transcript has 8 exons.